Messenger RNA from Oncorhynchus masou masou (cherry salmon), 9028 nucleotides. It is a transcript of the gene ccdc88c, whose product is annotated as coiled-coil domain containing 88C. Gene Ontology annotation, molecular function: dynein light intermediate chain binding; microtubule binding. NCBI's taxonomy places the organism in Eukaryota, Metazoa, Chordata, Actinopteri, Salmoniformes, Salmonidae. The record is from RefSeq and is a predicted model, not a curated record. Gene Ontology annotation, cellular component: cytoplasm; centrosome. Gene Ontology annotation, biological process: cytoplasmic microtubule organization; cytoskeleton-dependent intracellular transport.
UGUGCGGCAGAGGCAGGCCGUGGAGGUGUACAGAACUUGUCGUCGCCGGAAGCAUCUGUAACUUUUCUCUUCUUGGCCGCGGCAACAAUGUUUCUUUUUUGAUUGCUCUUCUUUUUCGAUGUUCUUCCAGUCAGUUUACAUGGGCAAUGUAGCUUGAACAUGUGAACGCGUUUACUUUGUUCUGUCUUAUGGAAGUUUUAGAUUAAUUUAGUCUAAAACUGGAGUCUGAACGCUAUAAUUACCCCCAAAAAAUUGAAUCCCUGUGACCUGCACUGGAUUUAAAUUUUGUAAAAUAUAGAAGGCACUUUUUUUGCGUCUUCGGAAUCUAUAUCGACGUGAAGAUUUGUUUUCGCUAGAUCCCCAACAACGUGCGGUUUAUGUUCGAUGCCUCACGGCAUUGUUCUGUCUCGACCAGGCAUGUAAGGUCCCUCGAGCUGAGGAAUGAGUGGCCGCGAGCAAUCGGGCGGUGAACACUAUUUUCGGAUUUAAGAACUGGGUGGAAUAUCUGAAGUUUCUGAACAUGGAUAUUACAGUGUCAGAGUUGAUGGGAAACUUCAUGGAUACGCCGCUGGUGGUGUGGGUGAAGACCUUUGGACCCCUGGGCUCUGGCUCAGAGGACAAACUCUCCAUGUUCAUGGAUCUGGUGGAUGGUGUCUUCCUGCACAAGAUCAUGACACACAUAGACCCCAGCCCCACAAAUCAGAGAGUGAAUAAGAAUGUGAACAAUGAUGUGAACCUACGAAUCCAGAACCUCAACAUUGUGAUCAGGCACAUCAAGAACUACUACCAGGACAGUCUCCAGCAGCUCAUCCUGAUGACCCUGCCUAAUGUGCUGACCAUCGCGAAGGACCCCCUCUCAGGCAAGGGCAUGGAGGAGGUGAAGAGACUGCUGCUGUUGAUCCUAGGCUGUGCUGUACAGUGUGAGAGGAAAGAAGAGAUCAUUGAGAAAAUCAAACUGCUCGACAUCGAGAAGCAGGCAGCCAUCGUCUCCCACAUUCAAGAGGUGACCCAUAACCAGGAGAAUGUGUUGGACAUGCAGUGGCUGGAGCUGCCAGACAUGCCCCCUGAGGAGCUCAACCCCCUGUCCCGUAACAUGGCCCUUCACCUCCGCAAACUCAUAGAUGAACGAGAUGAAUGUGCAGAGGUGAUCGUGGAGCUGACCCAGGAGAAGGACUACCUCCAGUCCCAGCAGCCCUCCAAUCACAUCGGUUACCCCUGUCCUGAGAGGAAUGUGUUGGGCCUGGACGGACCCGUCUCACUGCUGUCCAAAGAGGACCGCCAGCACCUGGCUGUGGAGCUGGCCGACACUAAAGCCAAACUGAGACGCUCACGGCAGGAACUGGAGGAGAAGACUGAGCAUCUGAUGGAUACCAAACAUGAGGUGGAGAGGCUGGACCUGGAGAUGCAGAAACUCAAGCAAGAGAACAUGCAGGUGCUGGCGGAGGCACGGUCGGUGCGUGCCUACAGGGAUGAGGUGGAUGCUCUGAGGGAGAAGGCAGCCAAGGUGGACAGACUGGACACAGAGCUGUCACGCUGCAAGGAGAGGCUACACGACGUCCACUUCUACAAGACACGAGUCGAGGAGCUGAGAGAGGACAACGUGACUCUGAUUGAUACCAAAGCCAUGCUGGAAGAGCAGCUGGGGGCAGCCAGGGGGCGCUGUGACAAACUACAUGAGUUGGAGAAGGAGAACCUGCAGCUGCGCUCCAAACUCCAUGACAUGGAGAUGGACCGGGUCACAGAUAAGAAGCGCCUGGAGGAGCUGAUAGAGGAGAACAUGCUGCUGGAGAUCUCUCAGAAACAGAGCAUGAACGAGUCUACCCACCUUGGCUGGGAGCUGGAGCAGCUUGCUAAGAACAAUGACAACAGUGACACGCGCAAGUCGUUUGUGUUUGAGCUGAACGAGUCUACGUCGAGCCGUCUGCUGAAGCUGGAGAAAGAGAACCAGGUUCUGCAGACCACCAUACAGGAGCUCAGAGAGGCUUCCCUAAGUCUAGAGGAGGGCCAGCUACAUACCUUGGAGCUGGAGAGUGAGAACCAGGGCCUCUGCAAGAAGCUGGAGCAUCUGCAGACCCUGCUGGACCAGGAGAAGCAGACAACCCAGGACAUGGAGGGUCUCGGGGAAGAUCUACUCAAAGACAAGCAGAAACUGGAUAAGGCUCUGGAGACAUUGCAGGAAGACAAGGACAGACAGAUCUCUGAGCUGGAGCAGGAGAAGGAGCACCUGAGCCAGGCGGUGAGCUCCCUGCGUCAGCGCGCCCAAGCCAACAGUGAGGCUCGGGUCAGGGAGGUGGAGAUGGAGAACCGCGUCCUCCACCAGACCAUCACGGACACCGGGUCCAAGCUGGCCCGGCUAGAGGCCGAGGGCAAGCAGUCGACUAAGGAGCUGGAGACACUGAGGGAGAGGGGGGAGCGCUGUGAGGAGCUGGAGAGGGAGACUGCACAUCUUGGGAGGAGCAAAGAGCAGCUUCAGAGGGAGGUGGCGUCGCUGAUGAUUACGUGUGACCGGGCCGAGGCCCUGGAGAGAGACAACGCCAGCCUAGAGCAGGACAACCGGAGGCUGAAGAAGCAGGCGGACACGGCCCAGAACACCAGCCUGCGCCUGACUACUCUGGAGAAGGACCACAGCCUCCUGGACCAGGAGAACCUGGAGCUCCGCCGCACUGUGGAAUCUCUUCGGCCGGCCGCCGUGCGCCUGGCCCAGCUCCAGCAGGAGAAUGGGGAGCUAGAGCGGGACAGGGAGGAGCUGGCCCGGUCUGUGGAGGAGCUGAGGUCCCAGGGGAAAAGGGCAGAGAGGCUGGAGAUGAGCAUCAGCAGCCUGGGUCAGGAGAACCAGAGGCUCCAGCAGAGCCUGGACAACAGCUCCACAAAGAUCCAGGGGCUGGAAAGGGAGCUAAGGCAGGCCGAGGCUGAGACAGGGGGGCUAAGAAGGGAGCUGGAGGUGGUGUGCCUGGUGGCGAAACGCCUGGAGGCAGUGGAGAAGGAGAAGAGGGGGCUGGAGCAAGAACUGGGCCAGUCAGAGAAGGAGAGUAAGCAGCUGGAGAAGGAGGCACGGAGGCUGUGGCAGCAGCUGGAGGUGAAGGAGAGGGUGCUGGAGGAGAGUGCUCUGAGGCUGGCCUCCCUGGAGAAGGAAGGCAUCACCAAGGAGAAAGAGCUGGAGAGGUUAAAGGAGGUGACUGGGAAGGUCAAAGAGCUAGAGAGGGAGAACAAGGAGCUGCAGAAACAGGCCACGAUUGACAAGAGGACCCUGGCCACACUCCGAGAGGACCUGGUGAAUGAGAAGCUAAAGGUGCAGCAGCAAUGGAACGAGUUGGAGACACUGAGCCAUGAGCUGGAGAAGAUCGGACUGAACAGAGAGAAACUACUGCAGGAGGAGCACAGCUGUGAAGACAAUAAGUUCAAGAUCUUGGAGAGUAAGAUCGAGUCAACACUGAAGAAGACUCUGGAGAUCCGUGAGGAGAAGAUUCAGGGGCUGGAAUCCCGACUGGAGGAGUCUAGUAGUCUCAACCAGCAGCUACGCACUGAACUCAGCACCGUGAAGAAGGCUCUAGAGGCUCUGCGACAGAGGCAGGAGGAAGAGGAGGCCCACUCCCAGACCCAGAGCUCCACACUGCAGGCUGUAGGUCAGGGCCAGGGCAGGCCUGGCCAGAAGGAGAAGUGGGAGACGGAGACUAGAGAGGCCACCGCGGAGCUCCUCAAACUCAAGGACCGCCUCAUCGACAUAGAGAAGAAUAAUGCAACCCUGCAGACAGAGAAGCACCUUCUGAAGGAGCAGCUGAGACAGCUGGACACCCAGAACAGUCAGCUGAAUGCCCAGACUGUGGCCGUACAGAGGCAGUCUGCUGUACUGCAAGAGCACAACACGGCCUUGCACACACAGACAGCCAAGCUACAGGUGGAGAACUCCACCCUCAACUCCCAGAGUGCAUCUCUCAUGGCCCAGAAUGCUGUGCUGCAGGGCCAGGUGGGGGCGCUGGAGAGCGAGUCAGAGGCGUGGCAGCGGCAGCGGGAGGAGGCGCGGGUGGGUAGGGAGAGCGUGCUGCAGGAUCACGAGCGCCUGCUGAGUGUGCAUGAGAGACAGGCAGCAGAGUACGAGCAGCUCAUCGCCCAACACGCCACCCUGAAGGGCAACCAGAGAGCUCUGGAGCAAGAGCACCGCACACUGGAGAACAAGUACAUAGUGCUCCUGAAGCAGAAAGAUGCCAUGGAGGCGCUGGAGUCCACCCUCCAGAAGGAGAGGGAGAGUCUAGGAGAGGAGAUCCACAAAAACGCCCUGAUCCUGGGGGAGAACCAGAGCCUGAGGGGGGAAGUGGACAGGUUGACCCAGACACAUACCCAGCUACGUGCGGAGUAUAAUGGGCUGCAGGUGCAGACCAAGGAGCUGAAGACUAGUCUGAAUGGAGCUCAGCUGGAGGUGAACCGCUGGCAGGCCAGAUAUGAUUCAAUGAAGGAGCAGCACCAGGGCCUGGACAUCUCCAUGACCAAGCUGGACAACCACUGUGAGUUGCUGACGCGUCUGAAGGGGAACCUGGAGGAGGAGAACCACCACCUGCUGAGUCAGAUCCAGAUGUUGAGCCAACAGAACCAGACCCUUCUGGAGAGAACCAUGGAGAGCAAGGAGCUCUACCACGAAGAGCAAAAACAGUACAUUGACAAGUUGAACUCACUCCGGAGGCAGAAAGAGAAGCUGGAGGAGAAGAUCAUGGAUCAGUACAAGUUCUAUGAUCCAACGCCUAAAAAGAAGAACCACUGGGCCGGGGCAAAGGCCUUGGCCAAACUCAUCAAGCCCAAGAACAGACAGGACAGCUCGAGGGAGAGGGUGCGGAGUGCCCCAGACAUCCCCCUGCCUGAUCCUCCCACUCUGGACUUCCCUGACAUACCUCCCCCGCCUCCCCCUCCUCUACCCCCCCGCCAGUCCCGUCUCAGCCUGGACUCUGUGGGGAACCAUUCUCAGGAGGAGAACCACCACGGACAGGGGCACUCCCCUACCCUCACCCCCACCCCCACCCACUCCAGCAGAGCACUAAACGACAGUGGAGUGUCCCGAGGCAGGGAGCUGUACCGAAUUCCAGGGGGUAGCAGUGAGAGUGUCAAUGGCACAGAAGAGCUCUACGCCAGAAGAAGAGGUGUGGAGCUAGGGGGUGCUGCUCACUCCACCCUCGCCAACCACACCUCCACUUCAGGCCUGACACCCAACUCAAGCUCCAGGCCUGGACGCAGACCCAAAGGUUUUAUCCACGAGGACGACCCUCGGGUUCACUCCCCCGACACCCUGUUUGGGAGCAGUAUCCAUGGAAACGCAGGUUAUCGACCAGGCUCUGCUGAGCUCAGCCACAACACCUCCAGCAGCAACUCCCCUGUUAACUGCAAAGAUUCCCUGGAGCGCCUGCAGGGCCGUUCUGCCAGCCUGUCCAGUGAUGACGUAGUGGGCGUUAGUCAAGACGUUUCCCACUCCCUGUCUCUCCCCCGGAGCUCCACGGUUCCCUACGACACCCAUACACACACCCCGACCAAGAGGAGUGCACCCCGGCCGGGCCGCCACCGAACCUCCUCCCCUGGCAGCGAUAUGGUCACCUUGGAAGAGUUCCUGGAGGAGAGCAACACCCUCUCACCACCGACUGUGCAGACAGGCAGUCGGGAGGACCUGAUGGAGGAAUACUUCAGCAGAACAGGAGAGCGGGAGAGAUCCACCUCUGGCCGGCCCGCUCUGAGAGAUGGAGCCAAGACCCCAACCAGCUAUGUCACGCCCACCGUGAAGAGAGACACAGACCUCCAACGGGCCGGCGAGGUGCCAGGCAGGAACUCCAAACCAGGCCAGAGCGUCAGGCCCAUCGUCCAGCUCCCUGAGGGAUCCACCUCCACACCUCAGUCCCAGACCCUACCCAACCGGGCCAGCAACGGGUUAGGGACAGGGGGAUGGCCCUCACCCCUGGGACCUCCUGCACCCCGUGGAGGUGGUCUGGGCAGCAGCAGUCUGUCUCGGACCUUCAGCCUGGCCUCUGCUGACCUGCUGCGCUCAAACGGUCCAGAUAGCUACCGGACAGACAGGGAGGCAGGUGGCUCACCCAGCCAGAGUGGAGGUGGUGGAAGUGUGGAUGGGGUGGUCAGGAGGCCUGGGGCUGGAACCAUGGCCAGAGAGCGCCCCCACUCUGCCAGGCUAGCAGGACCCUCGGACAUAGACCCCCGCAGGCUGCCUCUGGCUCCACCCAAAGAGGAACCACUCAGCCUGACCCUUCCCCAGCACCACUCCUCCUCCCUAUCCUUGCAGCCCGAGCGAUACGGAGGAAGAACAACACCAGGCUCCACCCCCAGGAACAACGGACCCAGCACCGGACAGCAACAGGGACGACCCAACCCCCAGCAGAAUCAGAAGAACCAUCGUGGGGAGGUUGCCAUGGUGACGCCAGUCAGGGCAGUGCCGGCUCUGAGACUGGAGGAGGCACAGGAGGAAGAGGUGCAGCGCAGGGAGGUGCGGCUACAGGCGGACUCCCCGUUACUGAAGAAACCGGAGGUGGGAGGAGGAGGGGGGCUGAGCUGUGGCACAGAGGAGCCCCCCACGAGCACCCCUGCCUCCCCAGACCCCAAUAACGACCCCCAGACUGUGUGGUAUGAAUAUGGCUGUGUCUAGGAGGCGUUAGUGUAGUUACAGACCACAGCCUCAGUACUGUACAAACACUGUUCUUCCUGCUAAACCACAUGAUGUCUGGCCUGGUCUUGUCUGGCACUCCUCGGCUGGUCCUUACUGUACUGGAUAUAUCCUUUGUGAUUCGGACUGUUUGAAACUUCCUAACUGUAAUCUUUAAUGGUGAAACAGCCAACAACAAAGAAGUUACUGCACACAACGAACACUGUUUUUCCCCUCAGACAUCAUUACACGCACGACAGGAGAGCAAAAUAUGUACUGCUUGUUUGUUUUUUUACCAUGCUGCGCAACGUCUUCUCAGCUCGGCAUCAAAAACAAUAACGGUGUUGGUGUGGCGGCCAGUGGCGCUGUUUCCUCCUACUGCGGAUUUAAAGCUUCAUAAAGGAGAUGCUGCCACACAGAGACCACCUCAACACAUCACAGGGGCCUGUACCCAGCUGGCAAAACAUAUGGUUGAUUUGAUUUGCAUGACCAAGGGACCACCAGUACCGCAGUUACAUUAGCACAUGAAUGCUUUGAGGGAGACAAAAGGCACUAGGGAGCGACGAAUGUAUUUUAAUAUUUUUCUAUUGGACACCACUGAUUCCCCUCAGCUCUCUGUGCACUGUAUAUACAACCUUGGCCUCGUCCAAGAAGUUAUAUUCUGAAUCUGAAAAACAAACAUUUUGGGGAAGGAGAAAAGAACCACUCCCAGAGUAAUUGCAUGGUAAUUUCUGUCCUCCAUCUUUAGGAGCUUAAGGACAGACAGUGUUUGAUUGUCUCAACACAGCCUCGGAGUGACACAUUACUGGAAAAAGGUCUGCUCCAACUUCGAACAUACUGUUUUCUGUUGUGGCCUGUGGGUGACCAAACUAUGGGCUUUGUGAAACUGGCUUGUGGGGAGCAUGUAAUUCAUCCCAUAUCUGUCCUUGUGCACGCGAGGCAGGACGAGAAAGUAGAGGGAGAGAGCACCGCACUGACCAACUUCCGAAAAGAGAAAAGGCAGGGAUUUUGUAGCAAGAGGGGGGAUACUUUUUAAAUGAAAGGAGUGAAGGAGGAUUGAGAAAGUGAUGGAGAUGGAGCGAAAGUGAGUUUAAAAAUAAAAUAUGGACAACGAUGGAAAUGGUGACAUGAUGAUUAAAACAGAUGAAGAUGAGAGUUAGAGAUUGGUCAGGUUGAGAAAUAAAACGGUGAAAUAUUUCGUACUGUCCAUGACUGACCACCGUGAAUGCCCCCAGAAACUAGUGUCUAUACCAGAGCUCUCCAACCCUGUUCCCGGAGAGAUACCUUCAUGUAGGUUUUCACUCCAACUCCAGUUGUAACUAACCUGAUUCAGCUAAUUAUUAGAAUCUGGUGCACUAGAUUGUGGUUGAAGUGAAAACGUACAGGACGGUUGGAGAGCCCUGCUAUAUACAGUAGAACACUGUCAGUUUUGAUGUUUUCUAUAUGCAUAUGAUGAAUAUUAUUUUCCAAAAUCAUUCCAAAAAGCACUAUACAAUGAAGUAGAUAAUGAGUCUGAACACUGGAUACAUUUUUACUACAGAAAACGAGUACAUUGUCGACCAAGGGUUAAGAGUUUGUCUUUUUCAUUUUGAGUUCUUGAUAGUGUUAAAUGUAAGUUGUUUUUUUUAGAUACUGUCUGCUACCCAGCUAUAAAAUGGCAAUAAGACUCGAUGUAUUUAUGUUCCCCUCGAUGAUAAAACUACACUUUGUCUGCAUGUUUUUUUUUUUCUCACCUAAAUGUGUUUGUUGUGAAGUGAACAGUGUGUGUUUCAUUGUAAGGUUGGUGGUGUUUGAAUUGUGCACAAGCUCAUUAAUUUAAAAAGUAUCGAUGCGUUUUCUGUAUUCGUAAAAAGUCAGUGGAUAAAAUUCUAAUUAGACUCCUGUAUUAGGUGGAUGAUUAGUCUGCCUGUUACAGUGUAACAAUGCAUUAGAUCACUAUAUAGAGCAUGAAAAUUGACCAUAUUUGGCACUUUUCUCUACUAAAUCAAAUUUCCCUUCCACAGCUGUUCUCUUCAGAUUGAUGAAAGGUUGGUAUGGUUGGCAUUCCCAAGAGAAAUAUCAUCUGUUUUGCAUUGAAUCUCACACGUGUUUGUGUGUGUGUGUGGGUGCACACAUACACACCUAUGCACAAUGUGUGCCAUCACCAUGUGUACAGGUGUCUAAGGUCUUGUCUAACUGGUGCACAGUUUCUGUGUGUAAUGUACAGUAGGUUAGAGAUUUGAUUUUGAUAAUCAUGACCAAACACUACUAAAAAAUGACUGGAGUUCUAAAAGACACACCUACCAACGUGCACAGAUACUGAAAUGAAAAUAUUGCAAAUGUUUUCAUAGCUUAAUGUAGAUACAUAGACCUUUUCUGUCCAAAAACAAUGGAAACCUUUUUAAAUAAAGAUUUGUAAAAUUA